Molecule: messenger RNA, 751 nt
Organism: Alternaria postmessia
Lineage: Eukaryota; Fungi; Ascomycota; Dothideomycetes; Pleosporales; Pleosporaceae
Exons: 2
Source: RefSeq, a predicted model, not a curated record
ACGGAAAACUACCAUCACAGCGAAGGCGCUUGAUGAGUACCAAGAGCUGAUACAAAACACUGUGUCGGAUCUUGAGGGCAUCCUACAGAAUAUUGACGAAAAGUUACAAGCUCUUGUCACUGCUGGUGCAAAUGUUAAUCAGACAGAUUUUGACGAACAAAAAAUCCAAGUCGAGCGAGAUUGCGUACAGCGAUGCCUCGAUAUCUGUGCUGAGCUGUCGUCGCACGUCGAAAAGGGGCAGUCUUCCGCGUCCCAAAACCUGCUCCUAUCGCCAGAAGACUAUGGCGACCAGGUCGAUCCUCUCAAUGCUGCUGCUUCAGCUCGACAGGCUACAAUCACCGUCCUAGGUGAUUACGUCCUCCGCCGACUAGACACCCUCGAAGGGCAAAAAUUUGCAUACUCGGACUUCAAAGAACAAAGCAGAAUGCAAGAAGAAAUUAAAAGCAUCAAGCAGAGUUUGGCAGUGUGCGCUAAAGCUUCCAAAGAUGCUUCCACGGAUCGAGUUAAUAUGUUUGAUGAAGUGUCACUUGGCGAGGAUGGCCAUCAAGUCAUUGUGUCAACAGUUGGGGAUUUGAUCAACGCUCGAAGAGUUUCGGCCGGUGCAAGGUCCACACAGCUGCUGGGGCAGAUGUCCGACCUGACGCUUCAGAGUAUUGGCCAGCGUCAAAGUUACAGCAUCUCGAACCAGGGUCCUUCAGGACAAGAAGACAAUACAUCAUCGUCCAAUAAAAGACAUGGUUCAUUUGCUUAG